CGCGUCCAAAAGCUAUAAAAGACGCGCUAUUUUCCACACUCAAACAUCAAGUACAUUUCACAGUACAAGACAAACACAUCAGAUUAACAAUGGCUGCUCCUAAGGUUGGUAUUAACGGUUUCGGUCGUAUUGGCCGUAUCGUCCUCCGUAACGCCCUCGAGGCCAAGACCAUCGAGAUCGUUGCUGUCAACGACCCCUUCAUCAGCUUGGAGUACAUGGCCUACAUGUUCAAGUACGACUCCACCCACGGUCGCUACAAGGGUGAUGUUGAGAUCAAGGACGGCAAGCUCGUCGUCGAUGGCCAUGCCAUCACUGUCUUCAACGAGCGUGACCCCGCCAACAUCAAGUGGUCCACUGCUGGUGCCGACUACGUUAUUGAGUCCACUGGUGUCUUCACCACCAAGGAGACUGCCUCUGCUCACUUGAAGGGUGGUGCCAAGCGUGUCAUCAUCUCUGCUCCUUCCAAGGAUGCUCCCAUGUACGUUAUGGGUGUCAACCACACCGAGUUCAACCCUGCUGAGACUGUUAUCUCCAACGCCUCUUGCACCACCAACUGCUUGGCUCCCCUUGCCAAGGUCAUCAACGACACCUUCGGUAUCGAGGAGGGUCUUAUGACUACUGUCCACGCUACCACUGCUACCCAAAAGACCGUCGAUGGUCCCUCCAAGAAGGACUGGCGUGGUGGCCGUACUGCCGGCGACAACAUCAUUCCCUCUUCCACUGGUGCCGCCAAGGCCGUCGGUAAGGUUAUCCCUGCCUUGAACGGCAAGCUCACUGGUAUGGCUUUCCGUGUCCCUACCUCUGAUGUCUCCGUCGUCGACUUGACCGUCAAGCUCGAGAAGGCCACCACCUACGAGGAGAUCAAGGCUGCCGUCAAGGCCGCUUCUGAGGGCCCCAUGAAGGGUGUGUUGGGUUACACCGAGGACGCUGUUGUCUCCACUGACUUCACUGGUGACCACCAUUCUUCCAUCUUCGAUGCCUCUGCCGGUAUCCAACUCUCCCCCAAGUUCGUCAAGCUUGUCUCCUGGUACGACAACGAGUACGGUUACUCCCGCCGUGUUGUUGACCUUGUUGCCUACUCUGCUGCUAAGGACAACUAAAUUUCUUGAAGUCUUUUAGAUAGAUCAUGAUGCCAAUGGAUGUACUGUCCAAUGAUGAAUUGUUGAGAGGUGUAGGUUGAUUGGA
Messenger RNA from Schizosaccharomyces japonicus yFS275, 1185 nucleotides. Its product is annotated as glyceraldehyde-3-phosphate dehydrogenase Tdh1. The transcript has a single exon. Lineage: Eukaryota; Fungi; Ascomycota; Schizosaccharomycetes; Schizosaccharomycetales; Schizosaccharomycetaceae. Gene Ontology annotation, biological process: glucose metabolic process; glycolytic process. The record is from RefSeq and is a predicted model, not a curated record. The coding region runs from base 90 to 1100 and encodes 336 amino acids. Gene Ontology annotation, molecular function: oxidoreductase activity, acting on the aldehyde or oxo group of donors, NAD or NADP as acceptor; NADP binding; NAD binding.